Messenger RNA from Acanthosepion pharaonis, 1425 nucleotides. The record is from the annotation of a GenBank genome assembly. Lineage: Eukaryota; Metazoa; Mollusca; Cephalopoda; Sepiida; Sepiidae.
AUGUCUGGUCAGAGACCGAAUCGACUGCAUAUAAUAGAAAGUUGGGAUGAACUGCGGGGUCCAAUACUUCUGUUCAAAUCUAUCUAUCUAUCUAUCUAUCUAUCUAUCUAUCUAUCUAUCUAUCUAUCUUAUCUCAAAUCUAUCUAUCUAUCUUCUCUUCUAUCUAAAUCUAUCUAUCUAAUUCUGUUCAAAUCUAUCUAUCUAUCUAUCUAUCUAUCUAUCUAUCUAUCUAUCUAUCUAUCUAUCUAUCUAAGUUCUUUCUGUUCAAAUCUAUCUAUCUAUCUAUCUAUCUAUCUAUCUAUCUAUCUAAGUUCUGUUCAAAUCUAUCUUAGUUCUGUUCAAAUCUAUCUAUCUAUCUAUCUAUCUAUCUAUCUAUCUAUCUAUCUUAUGAUCAUUUUAUUUCUUUUUUUCGUCAUUUUCUUUUAUUUCUUCACAUUCAAUUAUUGUGAUUUCUUUUUCUUUCUUUUUUCUUUCUUUCUUUCGUUUUUCUUUCUUUCUUUCUUUAUUUAUUUAUUUAUUUAUUUACUUAUUUUCUUUCUUUACGUUGAUUUUCUUCCGUUUUUUUUCUAUUUAUUUUUAUCUUAUUUUCUAUCUUUCAAUUGUUUGUUCAAAUGUUACGCUCAGUCUUUCUUUUCAUAUUUCUGCCAUAUUCACCCUUUUUUCUUUUUUUCCUUUUUUCUUUAUCUACUUCUUUCUUUAUUUCUUUUCUUUUCUUUUCUUUGUCUGCUUAAUUGUUUUUUUUCUUCCUCAUUUUGUAUUCUAUAUUUUGUUCUUUCCUUGUAUUCUGUAUCUUUCUUUCUUUCUUUCUUUCUUUCUUUCUUUCUUUCUUUCUUUCUUUCUUUCUUCCACAUUCACCCACCCAACGUUCUUUCUUCUCAUAUUUGUCAUUUUUACCCUAUUUCUUUCUUUCUUUCUUUCUUUCUUUCUUUCUUUCUUUUCUUUCUUUCUUUCUUUCUUAAUUUUUGCUUCUACGUUGAACAUAUCACUGAUUCACUUUUACUACCCGAUUUUCUUUCUUUCUUUCUUUCUUUCUUUCUUUAUCUCUUUCUUUCUUUCUUUUCUUUCUUUCUUUCUUUCUUUCUUUCUUUCUUUAUCUCUCUUUCUUUCUUUCUUUCUUUUCAUUCCUACCCAACGUUUUUUUCUCAUAUUUUCAUUUUUACCCUUUUCUUUCUUUCUUUCUUUCUUUCUUUCUUUUCUUUCUUUUCUUUCUUUCUUUCUUUCUUUCUUAAUUUUUGCUUCACGUUGAACAUAUACCUGGAUUCACUUUCUACUCGAUUUUCUUUCUUUCUUUCUUUUUUCUUUUUUAUCUCUUUCUUUUCUUUUUUCUUUCUUUCUUUCUUUCAUUCUACCCAACGUUCUUUUUCUCAUAUUUUCAUUUUUACCCUUUAUUUCUUUCUUUCUUUCUUUCUUUUCUUUCUUUCUUAA